UACGUUGCAGUCUAAGCACACAGACAAAAAUAUAUAUAUAUGAUAUCUGCAAAACAUGGUCUCUCUCCCAGUGCACCUUCCUUCCUUUUCUGGGUUCCUCUUUUCUUAUGGAUGAAUUGUUUGUUUCUGUCAAGCUCUCCAGUGUAAUAAUGCUUUCAAGUCAAGAAGCAAGACUUGUCUGUGUGCUUAGACUUAGAGUACAAGGGUACAUAAGCUAAUUCCUAAAUUGAUGAGCACAGCUCAUGAGUCAUGAUGAGAACCCCCCACCCCAUCGGCCCAUCCCCCUUAAAUUAGGAUGUUUGCAAACUUUAAACCUUCCUCGAUACCUAAAAGAAGAAGAAGGUAAAACUCCAACUACUUUUCCAUUCCUGAUAAUAUCUUCAUUCGGAACAACAGAGAUGCAAAGUUAAGAAAUGAAAUUUGCGUUGCUUCAAAGGUAGAGACGCGAUCUCCUCACUAACACGAUCCUUGCGAGUCACAUUGUCAACGUAUGUCUUCAUGACCAUGUAUGUGUGUGUGCGUGUGCGCGCGCGUAUAUAUAUCUAGCAUUCAAGAAAAAUUUUGUAUCCUAAAUUCUGACUCAAAAGUAAAUGGACACCCAUGAGCGGAGAAGCUCUUUUUGGUUUGCGGUUCUUGUGAUUUUUGCAAUAAACUUAAGCUACAUUGCUGCUUUUGGGGUCGAGGGGGAUGAAAAUCUGGAACUAAUGGUGGAGAGAUCAAGUAGUCAUUUUUCCUCUUCUUACAUAAAUCGUGGGAUGCAUGAACCAGGUGAAAUAAAAGAGGAACCGUGGGCCACGAUCCAGACAAAGGGGAACCAAUUUGUGGUUAAUGACAAACCAUUUUAUGUUAAUGGAUUCAACACUUACUGGUUGAUGGUGUUUGCCGUGGAUCCAUCAACUAGGGGAAAAGUCAGUGAGGUGUUUCAGCAGGCAUCUUCUGUGGGUCUAACAGUUUGUCGCACUUGGGCUUUCAAUGACGGUCAAUGGCGAGCUCUUCAAAAAUCACCUUCUGUGUAUGAUGAGGAAGUUUUCGAGGCCUUGGAUUUUGUUGUCAGUGAAGCAAAAAAGCACAAGAUAAGACUCAUAUUGUCAUUAACCAACAACUGGAAUGAUUAUGGCGGCAAAGCACAAUACGUGAAAUGGGGUAAAGCUGCUGGCUUGAAUUUGACUUCGGAUGAUGAUUUCUUCACCGAUCCAACUCUGAGAAGCUACUACAAAGCGCAUGUCAAAACAGUUCUUAAUAGAGUGAAUACUCUUACCAACACUAGUUACAAGGAUGAUCCAACCAUUUUUGCCUGGGAACUAAUGAAUGAACCGCGAUGUGUCUCAGAUCCUUCUGGGGAUAAACUGCAGGCAUGGAUUGAGGAAAUGGCAGUCUAUGUCAAAAGCAUUGAUCCAAAGCAUUUAGUGGAAAUUGGGUUGGAAGGAUUUUAUGGUCCCUCGACGCCUAACAGGGUUCAGUUCAACCCAAAUACAUAUGCUCAGCAAGUUGGAACGGACUUUAUCAGGAACCAUCAGGUUCUUGGUGUUGAUUUUGCUUCGGUUCACAUUUACACAGACUCUUGGAUUUCACAAUCAAUUUCCGAUGCUCACAUCCAAUUUGUCAAGUCAUGGAUGCGAGCCCACAUUGAGGAUGCCGAGACUGUCCUUGGAAUGCCAGUUUUGUUCGCCGAGUUUGGUGUAUCCGCGAAAGCCCCUGGCUACAAUUCAUCAUUCAGGGACACGCUUAUCAGUAGUGUGUACGAGACCCUCUUGGACUCCACUAAGAAGGGGGGGAGUGGGGGUGGAAGCCUUCUUUGGCAGCUGUUUCCUGAAGGGACAGAUAACAUGGAUGACGGCUAUGCAAUUGUACUUUCAAGGUCUCCUUCCACAUCAAACAUAAUCUCCCUUCAGUCCUCAAGGAUUAAGACCUUCAACUCCUUGUGCUCCUGGAAAUGCCAUUGGGAUUGCAAGAAGAAGCAUCUGCCGGAGAUAAUGGAUCUCCAGCAUGAUGAGCUUUAAAUCAUUUUAAACUGUAUAUAAUAGAUAGCAUGGAAGAACUCCCCAAAUAAACGUAUUUCUUUCAGUGUGUAAAGUAAAGCUACCGAGCGGUGAAAGCAAGCGAGCAAGUCAUUAAUUGCUGCUUGAAUGUUCCAAUGUCUAUAUUGAUAUUUGAUAUAUGGAUGCUUAUAUUUUCAACAUAAUUCAUCUUGAUGACCAUUUGAAAUCGGAACCAGACAGCCGGAAGGGAGAAAUAAGAAGUUGGCGGUGCUAUGUCAUUGCUUUUGACAGUUCAAAAUACAUUGUGGCCCUUCUGCAAGCAAAGAUUGGAUAUGGAUCCACUAGGAUGAAUCCGGAUCUUGAAUAGUUCUCCAGUAACAAUCAUAACUAUCUGAGUGAAUAUAUUUCUUUGGAAACAAAAAUAUCAAAGAAUUAGGAUGGGCAUUAUUAUCAGGCAACUCUUAUAGUUUUUACUUGGAGAAGCUCAGCUUUGACAGAACCGUGGCAGCUUGGUCACCACCCAACAAGAAAUAUGGAUGUCUCAAAGCAGAAGCAGCCGAUAAGCGCCCCCUUCCAAGGUAACCUCUCUCUGAAAUAAGCUUCGUGGCCAGAUCCCACCCUCUACCCGAGUCCAGAUCCAGGAUACGCAAGUCAGGCCUUGUUCGAGUUUUCUCCCUCCACUUGUUCAAGUCAUACCCGACUGUCUUCAGUUCUAAAUUGAAGUUCUUUAACCCUGCCGUAGACCUCAAUGUAGGAAUUGCCAUUUGCAUGAGUACAAUCCCAGCCGAAUACAUAUCAAAUAGAUCAGGGCUGUUCAGCUGAAAGAAAUUAAACAAACAUUAGAAGAUUACACCUAACCAACUAUCUUGUUGUUGAUAAUUAAUGGGUUUGAACAAGGAUGACCUCCAUAAACAAGCUCGGAAAUCAGUAGGAGUUGACAGGUUCAGCUAUAAAAUGGGUAAGGGUAACGUAAGAAGUGGAGAUGUGCAAUACCUGCCACAAAAUUGGAGAAAGAAGGGCGGCAAUCGGCUCAGGAGGUGGCUUAGGCGUUUCCUCUGGGAGUACAUAUAGUUCAGGGGGACAAUAAUCAGGGUCGAGUAGGCCACGAUUGGGUACAAAGUUCUUGCCAAUCCGGAGAUCUGUGGCUGCUCCAAAAUCUAUGAGCUUAAUCUGCCCCUUCUUUGUGAC
Molecule: messenger RNA, 3167 nt
Organism: Diospyros lotus (date-plum)
Lineage: Eukaryota; Viridiplantae; Streptophyta; Magnoliopsida; Ericales; Ebenaceae
Product: mannan endo-1,4-beta-mannosidase 6-like
Exons: 6
Coding region: 591-2000 (469 amino acids)
Molecular function (GO): hydrolase activity, hydrolyzing O-glycosyl compounds
Source: RefSeq, a predicted model, not a curated record